Messenger RNA from Oncorhynchus nerka (sockeye salmon), 4212 nucleotides. RefSeq names its product E3 ubiquitin-protein ligase MARCHF3 (gene marchf3). The transcript is spliced from 3 exons. Bases 1908 to 2753 code for a protein of 281 amino acids. Gene Ontology annotation, biological process: protein ubiquitination. The record is from RefSeq and is a predicted model, not a curated record. Gene Ontology annotation, molecular function: ubiquitin-protein transferase activity; zinc ion binding. NCBI's taxonomy places the organism in Eukaryota, Metazoa, Chordata, Actinopteri, Salmoniformes, Salmonidae.
UAAAUAUAUACCCAAAUAUAACCAAACACGAUUUCUGAAUGGUAACAAAUCAAGUGCCUCUCAAAAGGAUUUCCCCCCUCUAUCUGUCUGGGAUGUCCUUCUUGUUCUCUGUGCCGUGAAAGAGGACUAUAUAGAUCCUAUAGAUGAGUAACUAUGGCUUCAGACAGCUACAUAACUUACAUACCAAUCACACUAACUGGCCCUGUGGGGUAAAUGUCUGUACAUUUGAAACACAACAAAUGUCCUGUUCUGGCCGGAUGGUGCAGAGUCUAAAUUUAGCACCUUGAUUAGCAUGUACGCCUGACGGGACUCUGUCAGUCACACACACUAUGGGAGACAAAGGGAGGCUUUAGCGGCAACAGCUGCAGUCAUGCAGACUGGGUCACAACUGUUAGCCCCCCCAAAGCCCUCUUAAUAAUCAGCCUGUGGCAUAGAGCUAGCUAGCAUAGGGUAGCUUAGCUUAGAGAUAGAUUAGCAUAGUAGCAAAGCGGCAGCUAGCAUAGAUUGGCAUACAGUAGAGCUGGUUGCAUACAUUAUAGAAUUGGGAUCAACUUAAUUUGCUACCUAUUACAGAAUAAAUAUUACAGAAUAAAUUGCCAUGGUAGCUACAAUCUACAAUGUAUUAUUUAAUAAAUACUGAUUGAAGAGUAUGUGCUAUCCGAGUCCAAGGUCUACUUGUGCCGUCUUUCCAACUCUAUGUCUGGCCAUUGGCAAGACAACACAAACAGAUCUGGGACCAGGUUAUAAAUGUGUAUUUUUGUCAUAUAUGUCUAAUAUAAACUAAAUCAACAAACAUUAUCGCCAUAGAUGUUUACUAGUUGUUUUCGUAUCCAGUGACGUUGUCGUCAUGUUUGUUCUGUUGAUGAUCAACAUGAAAAACAAUUUCCAGAUUAGGUUUAAAGGCUUUUAUUACUUCAAACUGACGACGACUCCAAAGUUUUUUUUGUUCUAGCAAAAUCGUAUUAUUAAUUCAUUUGUCUGACAAGAUGAUGUUCAUUCUAUUGUGUUAGUUAUUGGCAGCGACGAGUGUUUAUGUUCAAGGGGAGGUUUGUUGAGUGAGGGGCUCAUUCAUUGCGUCAAAGACAUCGGCUUAGUUUCCUGAUGAAAUCAAGGCGAUCAACAACCCAACAUAAUCAUCAUCCAGAUUAGAGGAUUAGAUGCCAUAUAGGAGAUUGGUGAAUCAUAGAUUACAGUCCAUAUAGUAAAUGAAAGUAAUAAUCCUCCUUGCAUAUGUUGUUUUAAUCCAGAAAAUGUUUGAUUUGAGUCUGUAAUCUAAGAGAUGUACUGUAUGUAUGCAUAGUACAGAGACAGAAUAGACAGGGUAUUCUAACAAUGUGUGACAGCGUCAAAUUACACCAACUCCCUCCCAGGGUUUUGUUAUUUAACCAGCUAGUUUUCUAUCCACUCAAAUAUUGACCUGAUAUUUUUGAAAACCUCUAGUCAGUGAAUUGUGAUGUCCAAUCUUAGUUGUUAUUGUUCUCAGAAAGGGGGAAGGGAAGGGUGGAUACCUAGUCAGUUGUCGAACUGAAUGCCUUCAACUGAAAUCUGUCUUCCGCAUUUAACCUAAUCUCUGAAUCAGAGAGGUGCGGGGGCUGCCUUAAUCGACAUCCAUGUCUUCAGCGCCCGGGGAACCGUGGGUUAACUGCCUUGCUCAGGGGCAGAAAGACAGAUUUUUACCUUGUCAGCUUGGGGAUUCAAUCCAGCAACCUUCCGGUUACUGGCACAAUGCUCUAACCACUAGGCUACCUGCCCAGAUACUUAGUCAGAUGUUAUUGUUCUCAGAAAGGGGGAAGUAGGAUCCCUAGUCAGUUGUUAUUAUUCUCAGAAAGGGGGAAGUAGGAUCCCUAGUCAGCUGUUAUUGUUCUCAGAAAGGGGGAAGGGGAAUACCUAGUCAGUUGCACAACUGAAUGCAUUCAGCUGUGUCUUCUGCAUUUAACCCAACCCCUCUAAAUCAGAGAGGUGCGGGGUGCUGCCUUAAUCGACGUCCACGUCAUCAGCGCACGGGGAGCAGUUGUGUUGGGGGUUACUUUCCUUGCUCAAGGGUGGAACGGCACAUUUUUCCACCUGCGGUCCCAAGCUUCAAGGGGAACAGAAAACACCAGCCUGUGAAAACAUCAGCGUAUCUAAAGACAAUUUCUUUCUGUUCCUCUUUUCCUCACCUCGUUCCAUAUCGCCGAAGCCCUCUGCCUGAGCGGCCCAUGUGUCGGAUCUGUCAUGACGGAGGGGGUCAGGAGGAGCUGCUCUCCCCCUGUGAGUGUGCAGGGACCCUGGGUACCAUCCACCGGAGCUGCCUGGAGCACUGGCUCUCUGCCUCUGGCACCAGCGCCUGUGAGCUCUGCCACUACCAGUUCACUGUACAGAGGAAGAACCGGCCACUGAUGGAGUGGGUGCGUAACCCGGGCCUGCGCCAGGAAAAACGGACGCUGUUCGGCGACAUGGUGUGCUUCCUGCUCAUCACGCCUCUGGCCACAAUCUCCGGGUGGCUGUGUCUGCGGGGGGCCGUGGACCACCUGCACUUUUCCAGCCGCCUGGAGGCCGUGGGCCUCAUCGCUCUCACCGUGGCCCUCUUCACCAUCUACCUCUUCUGGACCCUGGUGUCGCUCAGGUAUCACUGUCGGCUGUACAACGAAUGGCGGCAGACCAAUCAGAGGGUGGUGCUUCUCCUCCCCAGGUCACAUGGUGAACCGUCUGCUCCGCCCUCUUCACGAGGCCCAUCUCGUGAAAAAUGGCCAUCCAAAGAGACUAUUGUCUGAGCAGCCCUUUCUUCAAAAGCCAUGAAGGAGAAACACUGAGGAAGAAUGGGGGUAGUUCCAUAGGCGCCAGAACAGUAUUUGCUUCUGGUGCCCUCCAGUGCUGAACUUUGAAGUGCCCACACAAGUGUGGAAUUGCCACCAAAUGUCAUUAAUGGGCACCUAGGAAUGGUUUAAACACACAUUUACUAAGGCGGUAGAGUUACUGUACAACAGAGACCUUCUCUUCGGUGAAGCAUUCAUUUUGGACUCAAAAUGCAGCAUUACAUCCCACCACUGCCACCAAAAUGUCAUACAGGGAUGGACAGGUACAUUUGGUGAUAUAGAAGUGGUGGAGUGCGUAGUUGGUCAUAAAGCAUUUGGACUGAAGGACAGCCAGGAAAAGUUUGCUACUGUGACCAUAUGCUGUGAUUGGUGAUUCCUGUGAAGUGCAGAAAACAUUAUCUGGUUCAUAUAACAUACCAACAUAAACCUGUGUAUAGCAUUACUAUAUUAGUCACAUUCUACCAAUCAACAAAUCAAAGCCCAGAGUGUAAAUAAGUACUUCAACUACUUCAGUAUUUUACAUAGUAUUAAACUCUUACCUUUACAUGUAUGGGUCUCUGUGCUUCAAACCAAGGUCAUGUUCAUUAUGCACCAGAGAACUUACUGAAACAGUGGGGGACUAGUCAUUUUUCAUUCUGUUUCAAAAGUAUUUCAAACGUUUCACUACGGUGUGCCCUGCUGAACACGAUCCAACUUAAGACAGGCUUUGUGGAGUGUUAAACAGGGCACAGGUUGAUGUAGGCCUAUACUAGCUGCUCAGUCUUUCUUUGCAAGUCCUCCCCUUAGAUAAGAACACCAUUAACAGUUGAAGAACAUUGAGGUUGACCUUAACAUAACAAAAGGGACAUUUUGAAUUCAUUUAUAUUUUGGCUACAAAGUAGUUGUGUGUGAAAUAUACAAUAUUGGUCUCAGUUGAGAACUGGUUGACUGUGGUAUAUGUUAGUGUUAGUCAUUCACUUCACUUCCAAAUAGCUGUGUUUGUUAGACAUCCCAUCUUUGACUCAUGGUCAUAUGUCAUUGUGUUAAUGAUUUUCUUUUGUUCAAGGAUUUUGUAGUCACUGCCUUGUAAAGUAUUUUGUGAUAGUUCUCUUCCUAGAAAUGGUUGUAUCGCCUAGCCAAGACUAUUCAGGUUGAUUAGAAGGGCCAAAAACACUUACAUUUUCUGUCUAGAGAACUUCUUGUUAUACCAGAUGCAUUAAACUAUCAAAGUAUUUUUUUUAUUAUCAUUGAGUACAUGGUGCACUUAUUUAACUCUUCAGCAUCUUCAUUUGAUUACAUUUCAGGCUUCACUUUGAGCUUGUUGGUGAAGUGGAAUAAACUUCCGUUAUGUUUGUGUGUGUCGGGGUGGCAGUUUGAUCAAAUGUAUUCUCUCUACGGUUAUUUUAUCAGCUGUUUCCAAUAAAAAUAUGAACUUAAA